AUGGCUCCACGAAGUAGUAUCGCUUUAGAUACACGCAAGACAAUUCUGCUAUGCUUGGGACUAGUCUUUGUGAUGUACUUUAUAGCUGUGAAUACCUUGUUUACUUUUCCAACCAAGUCACCGCUCUUGACGCAACACAAAACACAAAACCAUGUCAACCACGACCACGACGAAUCAUCCAAGUUUCGAAAUCAAAUGGAGCACGAGGAGGAUAAAAACAACAGUGCGAUUUCCGUUGCUACGCCGCCAUCCUGGGGAGUGCCGAAUCCGGAACCCGAGAACUUUCGCGUUCUCACAACGGGUGAAAAGGGUCCAGAUUAUACGUUUAAAGGAAGCGUAUGUCAUCGCAUUCUAAAGAACUUUAUUGUACAAUGUGGAGACUAUACGGAAGGUACAGGAAGAGGUGGUCGAAGCAUUUAUAAUGAUCAAUCGUUUGAUGACGAACCUAAUGGACUGAGACUCAAGCAUUCGAAGCGAUAUAUUCUGCAAAUGGCUAAUCGUGGACCCAAUACAAAUGGCAGUCAGUUUUGCUUUAUGUUGAAGGCAUCACCUCAUCUAAAUGGCAAGCACGUGGUAUUUGGGGAAGUCGUAGAAGGAUUUGAAGUUGUAGACAAGAUGGAGGAAGCAGGCGUGGAGAGAGACGGCAUUCCGUUGCAACACAAAGUGAGCUUUACGGACGGAGGCGAGAUUCUAUUCUAG
Peronospora belbahrii is the source of this 699-nucleotide messenger RNA. The record is from the annotation of a GenBank genome assembly. Lineage: Eukaryota; Oomycota; Peronosporomycetes; Peronosporales; Peronosporaceae.